Prosopis cineraria is the source of this 1428-nucleotide messenger RNA. RefSeq names its product THO complex subunit 7A-like. The transcript has 3 exons. Lineage: Eukaryota; Viridiplantae; Streptophyta; Magnoliopsida; Fabales; Fabaceae. Gene Ontology annotation, cellular component: THO complex part of transcription export complex. Bases 365 to 1090 code for a protein of 241 amino acids. Gene Ontology annotation, biological process: mRNA processing; mRNA export from nucleus. The record is from RefSeq and is a predicted model, not a curated record.
GGGUGGCGGCAUUUUAUCAUGUCUAGAGAAACCAACUUUUUAUUAAGUGUAACAUUGCGACUUUGAGGCUUUCUGCUAACAAUUUUGUGGUCCUUGACUAACAUGUGUUUGGUAAAUUUGAAUAUUUGGUAGUAUCACUAUUGUUAAAAUUAGAACUGUAGCAUAGGUAGGUGAAUAGGAAAGCUUCCUUGCUUGUACGCACACACAUGCUCAUGUGCGUGCACACUCAACUCUAGGCAUAUUGGUAGCAUCACCCUAUACUCAAAUAUGCUGGCCCAAAUGAACCUGAGUAGGAAGGAUACAUGCAACUCCUGAAGAUAUUGGCAAGGAAUAACUACCUGAUUUCUAGACAAUAAAAGUUUAGAUGUUGGGAAAAGCAAGGAAAGUUUCAGGGCGUGGAGAAGCUGUAGCAGCCAAUUAUGCUUUUGGUCCAGCUGAAGAUGACAUAAUAAUCAAGCAUAGGCUUCUCACUCGUACAACAACAACAAGGGGUGAGCCUCCAUUGAAGAAGCUUCAGAAAAAAUUCACAACCUUUGUCUCCGAGAUUGAAAAAGAAGAAGAUAACUAUAAUGACUGUGAAAAGCUAGCCAAAGCUUUCUUGCAGGAAUUAGCCACAUUUGAGAUUCCACUUCUAAAGAGUAAAGCAAUUGUUGACGCCAAUAUUAGAGAGAAGGAAAAUUUUAAUGAGCUGAAAGAUGAAAUAAAUAGGCAAAUUGUGCAAGCACAGGCUGACAUUGAAGAUCUAAAGAAGCAACUUGAAGAAAGUAAGAUUGAGAGGCAGCACAAGGAGGAAUGUGAGGCUAUUAGGAAAUUGAUUGCUCAGCAGCCACCAAGAUCAGAGACACAGAAGCUUAUAACUGAGUUAGAGAAAGAAAUUAUGGCAUUAGAUGCAGAGAAUACAGCUGGCUCGAGAUUGUUGGAGCUUCGGAAGAAACAAUUUGCUCUUCUGUUGCAUGUGGUGGAUGAGUUGCAGAACACAAUAGAGGAAGAGCAGAAGAAUCUCAUUGAGGAGAUGAGAGCAGCACCUGAAGAACUCAAGAAUGGAAUAGAAGAUGCAAGUGGGGGUUCAGAAGCUAUGGCUGUUGACUAGCAAGUGAAUUUCAUGUUGAUCCUUCCAUUGUAAGAUUAGUUACUCUUCAAUCAUUUGAUAUCAUCCCAUAGGGAUUGUUUUCUCAUCUCUAAAAUUGAGUAGUAACCUUUAUUUAUUCAACAACAAUUAGUAAUGCGCUAGUGAAACUUUAUGGCAACUUAAUGGGAACCCCACUCUGGCUGUUAGGCAUGAACUUUCAUUUCUGAUAGUUGAGGUUGAGACCGCGUGUUUAAUUUUUGGAUUUGGAUGUUCUGAAAUUGUUGAGGUUCAACGCAAAAUAUUGUAUUUUCUGUUUGUAUAUGCAAGGCAAAAUUUAUAAAACAUGGAAUGCUGAAGUA